Cokeromyces recurvatus is the source of this 1447-nucleotide messenger RNA. RefSeq names its product WD40-repeat-containing domain protein. The transcript has 5 exons. NCBI's taxonomy places the organism in Eukaryota, Fungi, Mucoromycota, Mucoromycetes, Mucorales, Mucoraceae. Gene Ontology annotation, molecular function: protein binding. Bases 30 to 1442 code for a protein of 470 amino acids. The record is from RefSeq and is a predicted model, not a curated record.
GUAUCUAUCUCUUUAAUAGAAUACGAGAUAUGUCAACCGAAACAGAUCAAGAAACAAACAAUGUGACUUUAAUAGAAACUUCAUCAACAGAAGAAAGGACAAAUUUAGAAUCUACAAUAAUCAAUAAUGAGGAAAAAGUAGAAACAACAGAGGAUUUCGCCACUGCUUAUGGAGUUUCCGUCUUUAUACCCGAUUUUUCUUAUCCAUUUUCUCUAAUCAGUUCAACACAUGAUCGUUAUAACGAUACUAUAAGCAACUGUCUCAAAAAUGAUUUUGAAAUUAUUCAACAAAAGCCCUCAUUUCCUCAGUCUAAUGACAAUAAUUUCUUUCGAAACAUUAAAUGGUCGCCUGAUGGAUCUUGUCUUUUGAGUAAUUCAGCAGAUAAUGUGAUUCGUUUAUUUCAAAUACCGUCCAAUGCGUAUGAGGACUCUGAAGAUGCGGAUAAAGUACUACCUAUGAUACCUAACAUAGGAAUUCGUGAAGGUGAAUCUAUUUAUGACUUUGCCUGGUAUCCAUCCAUGAAUAUGCAAGAUCCAUCGACUUGCUGCUUUAUCACAUCUGUACGCGAUCAUCCCGUUCAACUUUGGGAUCUCUAUUCAGGCACAGUUAGAGCUUCUUAUCGGGCUAUUGAUCACUGCGAACGGUUUGUUGGUCCUAAUGCACUUGCCUUCAAUCUUGAUGGGUCAAAAAUUUAUUGUGGUUAUGAAAACAUGAUUGAAAUCUUUGACGUGCAAACUUCUGAAAGUGUUCUAAAGCGUUCAACUGUCCCAACUCGUAAAUUAAGGAAACGUGGCCAAAAUGGUGUCAUUUCUUGUCUUGACUUUUGUCCUACAGGUGAUGGCAUCUAUGCAGCUGGGUCCUAUAGUAGAUCCAUUGGUCUAUAUGACGAAGUUAACAAUGAACUAUGUCUCAAACUUAUUCUCGACAACAAGCAAGGAAGUGGUGUCACUCAGGUAAAGUUUUCUCCAGAUGGACUUUACUUGUUUUCAGCAUCACGACAAUCCAACACGAUCUUAUGCUGGGAUAUUCGAAACACAGCUAAUACUUUAUUCGAAUUGCCCUGCCGUAGUAAGACAAAUCAAAGGAUUCAAUUUGAUUUAACUGGGAUGGGGAAAUAUCUUGUGACAGGCGAUAUGGAUGGUAAUGCGUUAGUCUAUGAUGUUACAAAGGCAGAGGAUGACAUGGAACGUCUUGUAUCGACAACACGACUACACGAUGAUUUAGUUUCUUCUACAGCUUUAAACCCUGUUUAUCCUGUAAUGGCUACAUGUUCAGGACAGCGUAAAUUCAGACUGCCUGUUGAUGAUGAUGAUGAUGAUGACGAUGAUAAUGAAGUAGUGAUAGAUAAUACUAUUAAAAUUUGGAGAAUGAAGGGACAAUACGAAUGGUAUUCAUAUGAUACAAAUAUAGAGACUGAAUACCAACAAGACAUAGUUGCAUAAAUUAU